Molecule: messenger RNA, 3963 nt
Organism: Sceloporus undulatus (fence lizard)
Lineage: Eukaryota; Metazoa; Chordata; Lepidosauria; Squamata; Phrynosomatidae
Gene: NXPH2
Product: neurexophilin 2
Exons: 2
Coding region: 350-1180 (276 amino acids)
Molecular function (GO): signaling receptor binding
Source: RefSeq, a predicted model, not a curated record
GGGAGAGAGAGGGAAGCCCCCUCCCCUCUUUCCUCCCGGGGUUCUGGGCUGAAGAGGAGGAGGAGGAGGAGGAGGAGGAGGGCUGCCCCUCGGGCAGGGGACCUGGGGCAGCAGGGUCUUCUUUCCCCAGAGCCCCGCCUGCGCCACUCGGGGGACUAAGGGCUUUGGAGGGGGCUGCUGCUGGUGGUGUCCCUCCUUCUGGGCGAGGGGCGGAGGAGGAGGCGAUGCCCGGGGCGCUGCCCGCCCUGAUGCUGCUGAUGCUGCUGCUGCUGCCGCUUCCUUGCGCGGCCGCGGAGGAGAUGCGCCAGAGCCCAGGACCGGACUGGUGAAAGCCGCCUUUCCCGCAGGGAUGGGGCGCCUCCCGCCGCCUUGGCCGCUGCUGGCCCUCCGGAGCUGCUGCUGCUGCUGCCUCUUCGCCGCCGCCUUCUUCCCGCUCAUAUGCUGUGAUGCUAAGCAAGUCAUACGUGCCACAGACUUACUGGAUUGGGAAGACAAAGAUGCUGCAGACACACUGGUUGAUAACGUAGUCCAUUCAAGGAUCAUCAAUCCUUUACGCCUCUUUGUUAAGCCAUCACCAGCACUGAAACAUGGGCAAAUGUCGUAUUCAGACAGCAUAGACAACUUUUGGGAUUGGUUAUCCAACAUCACUGAGGUUCAGGAGUCUCUUCAACGAACUAAACGCAGACCAAUUGUAAAAACUGGAAAAUUCAAGAAAAUGUUUGGAUGGGGUGACUUCCAUUCUAACAUCAAAACUGUGAAGCUGAAUCUUCUCAUAACAGGGAAAAUUGUUGACCAUGGCAACGGAACCUUCAGUGUUUAUUUCCGGCAUAAUUCAACAGGACUGGGAAAUGUUUCUGUGAGCCUGGUACCACCUUCUAAGGUGGUGGAGUUUGAACCUUCACCUCAGUCAACUUUAGAGACCAAGGAGUCUAAAUCUUUCAACUGUCGAAUUGAAUAUGAGAAAACAGACAGGGCUAAGAAAACUGCAUUGUGUAACUUUGACCCUUCAAAGAUCUGCUACCAAGAGCAGACACAAAGCCAUGUAUCCUGGUUGUGUUCUAAACCAUUUAAAGUCAUCUGUAUUUACAUUGCUUUUUACAGUGUUGACUACAAACUAGUGCAAAAGGUCUGCCCUGACUACAACUACCACAGUGAGACACCCUAUUUAUCUUCUGGAUGAUACACUCUAUCUUCUUUUCAUGGACCGUUAAAUCAGAAUAUUGAUGAUCUGUCUAAAAUUCUACUUUAAAUGUCUUAAGACAGUGCUUCCCAGUCAGGUUAAAAUAAACACAUUUCUUCCCCUGAAAAUGAUUCUCUGUCAUGGGCUGGUUCACCCAUGUAUGUUUUGCACUUGAUGACUACAGCAUCGAGCAGCAAUGUGCAUGUUGUCAAUGAACCAUCUUGGAUCAAGCACCACUGACCAAACUUCCACAGCAGUUCAGAGACACAUGUCUUAUAGUGGAGUCAGUUCAGCUGCUCAGCUGCAGUUCAGCCACUCAACUGCAGUUCAGCAUGAUAUGUAAUCAAGUGAUGUUGUGCAUGUGUACCAGCCCUAACUGUGCUGUUACCAUAAAUAUUUUCACAUUCAUGUACCCAAAUAUUACUUAAAUGCAUUUAAUUUCUGGGUGUACUUUUCUUAAACUGUACCAAUCAGUUGUAGGGAAAACAACAACCACUAGCAAUAUCUGUGGAAGAGGCUGACAUGUUAGCAAAGCAUACUAUUCAACCUAUCAGAACACCUGCUGCUAUAAAGAGUUAACAGUGUUUAGUGUGGAAGGAGACACAUACCAUUGGUAUUACAUGAAUGUUGGACUAGCACUGCUAUUAAAUGUCAAGGCAAAUAUUUAGCUGCCUGCAGAAAUGACACUAAAAUGAACAUCUGUAGGAAUUUAAAGGGGAAUUAAAUAUUGGUAUAUGGUUAUGGGGGGGGGGGGGUUCACUACAGUUUCCAUGAAUUCUGGCAAAAGCUUAGGCAAAAGUUCUGUAGGAAUUGAACAUUACAGUGAAUUUUUAUGUGAUUUGCAUAGUCAGUACAGGAAUGAAUCAUUCACAAGAGCUAUAUCACUUAUUAAAUGCUUACCAUUUAAUUAAAGUCCAGCAGAAUUAAGCCCAGCUAAUGCAGUAUGGAGGUGUCAUUUGCACACCACUGAAGCCAUAUUUGAGAGCCAGUGUGUAAUGGUUUGAGCAAUGUACUACAACUCUAGAGAUCAGGGUUUGAUUCUCCCCUUGGCUGUAGAAACCCAUUGGGUGACCUUGGGUGAGUCACACACUUUCAGCUCCAGAAAUACCCAUGAUAGGUUCACUUUAGGGUCACAAUACAUCAGAAAUUACUUGGAAGGCACACUACAGCAACAAUGAAGCCAUGUUCCUGAAAUAUAUCUGUAUAAUUGUUAUAAUAGCAGUGGCUAGCACCUACUACUGAGUUUAAAAGCAGAUUCUAUGUAUUGCCACACUGCUAGAUGAAGAUUUGCAAUAAAUGCAAUAGAUUAAAAACAGGGUCCUCAUUAAAAAUAACAUUUGUCAAAAGAUCCACUGAAUGCUAUUGGUUAAUGUAGUUAAACAGGGUUAUCCUUAAAGUCAGUUGCUAGCACAGUGCUGGAAGCCCUUCUUUUCUAGGACCCCAAUAAGUUUUACCAUAGUAAAAAUACAUUAAUUCCUAGGAUUGCCAGGUCUAUGAAGGAGACAGUUCUUGUUAAAUGCAGUAAAUUGUAAUGUAAUUUUCAUUGCAACAAUCAAGCCAUGAAGAUGCAUCUCUUUCUGUGCAAUGGAAAUCCUACUCAGACAUAAGGAGAAGGGUUUUGACUUCUAGCAAUAUGUACACUUGCCAGGUGUGGAAUGGUAGAAAAAUCUCUUGAGUUAGAAAUCUGAUAUCUGUGUUCACCUGACCAAAAUUAUGUGUGUGUGUGGGGGGGGGGAGGGUAUAUGUGUUCUGAUAUUGUUUGUGAUGUUUUUGUUUGUUUUUUUAAAAUCAGAGUAUGCUUUACUUGUCCAACUAAGUAUUAAUUAUUUUAUUUUACUGAAAUGCAUUUAUAUACAAUCCUUCUUUCAUUCUGGAACUAUAGACAGCAACUGUGGUAUACCCUCAUGAUCUCCAUCCAGACACUGACCAACUGAACCUCAGUAAGAUGGCUGUGUCACAUACCCUCAGACCACACCUUUGGAUGAAUGUUUUUGGAUUCAUGGGACCAAUGAGGGACUAAUUUACCCCAGAAUAGAAACAGGGACAUAUCCAGGAUUUUGGGAAGGGGGGGAUACAGACUAAAUGCCACCAUUAUAAUGGGGAGUGGGCGUGGCGGCGCAGCGGUGCACACCAUUCAUUAUAUCUAAUGGAAGGGGGGGUCUGGACCCCAAAGACCCCCCUCCCCAGCUACAUCCCUGAUAGAAAGUUCAAAUGAAAACUCCAGUGAAAGAUUAAUAGGUUCUUUCAAUUUUAUCAUGAAUGAUGAUUGACUGAAGAUAAGAUCAGUGUCUGCCUGCCAGUGCAAUGGGCAUAUUUGGUGAACACAUUCCUGCUUCCCCUGUAGCCAUAUGCAUGCAUUCCAAAAUCUGCUCCAGAGGAAUGGAGGAGCUUCUGUACAGAUUUAGAUGUGUAUCCUAGGGAGGGAGGAAAUCCUUUUGUGCAAGCAAAAGUAUUUUCAUAUGUAGCCUCAGGAAUGAUUGGAUUUCCGUGAAAGAGAACAGAAAAAUAUAAGUUGUCUCUAAAACAUACUAAACAUUGUCCAAAGCUAAAAGAUUACAUAAAAUAGUUUUUUUUUAAAUAUGUAUGUGUGUGUGCACACACAUGUGUAUCCUCAAGUCACCGCUAGACAUAUGGUGACUCCAUGAAUUUCAUAGGGUUUGCUUGAGGUAGGAUUACUCAAAAGUUGUUUUACCAGUUCCUGCCUCUUAAAUAUACUCAUUCUUCCACAUUCACUGGGGUUAGGGGCACAAGACCUCUGUGGAUGUGGAAAAACUGCAAAUAAA